This is a messenger RNA of Anisakis simplex (herring worm), 252 nucleotides long. Lineage: Eukaryota; Metazoa; Nematoda; Chromadorea; Rhabditida; Anisakidae. The record is from the annotation of a GenBank genome assembly.
AUGCCAAUAUGCGUUAAGUUUUCUAUAAAGGGAUCACCGGAUCAGCUGGAUACGAGUUUUGUGUCCGUGUAUGCGGCAGUCAGUUGCAAUAUCGCUCCGUUGAGUAAUAUUGUCAUCAUCACGGUACGACACGCCGAUAUCGCUGAAUGCUUAUCACGUCUUCUACCCGUCUGUAUGCGUGGUUGUAUUCCAUGCAUUAGUAGGCGCACCUCGAUUAUAUUCCCAACCAGUAUAAUUGUAUCGCCGUCUUGA